GCAUCGCAUCCCCUCCCCCACCCCCUGCUCUUGCGAUUAGGGUUUCCGCCGCCGCCCGUCGCCGUCGACCCCGCCUUUGCCGGGCGCCCUCCCUCGGCAAGCCCCGGCCCCGUCGCUCGUCUUCCUCCUCGAGCGAGCGCCGCCACCGCUGCCGAGCGCCCCAGCCCCCUCGAUCCGUUGCUCGUCUUCCUCCUCGCGCGAGCGCCUCCAACGCAGGGCAAUGAUGCGAGGCGGGGGGGUUUCGGAUGGGUACGAGGGAUCAAAGAGGCCACGAAUGUUCGAAUCGAAUCCAUACUUCGCAGUGAACGCGGGGAGCCCGUUGGAUCCCUCAAAGAGGGCCAGGAUGAUGGAGCCAGGCCCUCCUUAUUUUGGGGCCAUGGGCAGCAACACUGGUGGCAGCGGCAGUGGCUUCUACGCUCCCUACAGUGGCAACUUGGCUGGUGCAGGGGUUAACAGUGGCAUCCAAUCCUUUCCAGGGGUCCGUCUGCGGGGGCUCCCUUUUGACUGCGAGGACCUUGACAUCAUCAAGUUCUUUGUGGGGCUGGACAUUGUGGACUGCCUCCUUGUUCACAAGAAUGGCCGCUUCUCUGGUGAGGCUUUUGUUGUCUUCCCUUCGACCAUGCAGGCCGAGUUCGCACUGCAUCGCAACAGGCAGAACAUGGGUAGGAGGUACGUGGAGGUGUUCAGGUGCAAGAAGCAGGAGUACUACAGCGCAGUAGCUUCAGAGGUGAACCAGGGUGGUUUCUUCGACUCAGAGUACCGCCACUCCCCGCCCCCUCCGCGGCCCAAGAAGCCAGCUGAAGACAAGAGCAGCAUGGACUACACUGAGGUGCUGAAGCUGCGUGGGCUUCCCUACUCUGCCACCAUCGAAGACAUCAUCAAGUUCUUUGUGGAGUACGAGCUGACAGAGGAUAACGUGCAUAUUGCAUACCGCUCAGAUGGGAAGGCUACAGGUGAGGCCUUUGUCGAGUUCCCAACCGCUGAGGUUGCAAAGACGGCCAUGUGCAAGGACAAGAUGACGAUCGGGACGCGGUACGUGGAGCUGUUCCCAUCAACCCCGGAGGAGGCAAGCAGGGCGAAAUCGCGGGGCAGACAGUGAACUCAUUCUAUCCAGAUGUCGUGUCGUGUGGGUGUUGGUCUGUGUGUGUGUGAGCAGCUGCAUUGCCAUUCAUGUUAUAAGCUUUCAAAACUUUCAUGCUUCACUGUAUCUCUGUUAGAGUGUCUUCAGUUUUUUGCUACUGCUGUUACUACUAGUCGUCCGUGCGGUGGACUUUAUAUAUGUUAAAAAUGGUUGUUUAAUUUCUGUGAUUUUUUACUUGGAUUGGACGCCAGUGUGGUGGACUUUGUAUAUGUUAAAAAUGGUUGUUUAAUUUCUGUGAAUUUUUUUCUUGAA
Messenger RNA from Brachypodium distachyon (stiff brome), 1393 nucleotides. RefSeq names its product heterogeneous nuclear ribonucleoprotein F. Bases 221 to 1099 code for a protein of 292 amino acids. Gene Ontology annotation, cellular component: ribonucleoprotein complex. Gene Ontology annotation, molecular function: RNA binding. The record is from RefSeq and is a predicted model, not a curated record. NCBI's taxonomy places the organism in Eukaryota, Viridiplantae, Streptophyta, Magnoliopsida, Poales, Poaceae. The transcript has 2 exons.